Lipotes vexillifer (Yangtze River dolphin) is the source of this 861-nucleotide messenger RNA. NCBI's taxonomy places the organism in Eukaryota, Metazoa, Chordata, Mammalia, Artiodactyla, Lipotidae. The record is from RefSeq and is a predicted model, not a curated record.
AUGGCGAAGCGUCACAAAAGCAGCCGCGCAGCACCCAGCCCGGCUGGUGAUACCGAUUGGGAUUCCUAUGCCACCACGACAAAGACUGCAUUCACACCUAAGACAGGAGCAGUGCCUGCUUUAAUUCGUCAGAAAAGUACCAGAAGAUUAGGAUAUACAUAUUCACUUAGUUACCCUGUUCCCAACCAGGCACAGUACAAUGAUGAGUAUGUUUGGAAAUCAUAUUCUAAAGAAGAUUGGAUCAACAUUGGAACUUCAAGAGGAAUCAAGAACCACAAAUCUUAUUACCCCAGUCAAAUUAAGCAACAUUCUCAGAUGUUUCUGGAAUGGAAAAACUUACUUCCCCGACCAGCAGACACUGAAUUUCGAUGGAAUUACCAAAUUCCAGCUAAAAUUCCUGAGCUUCAGGAUUUUAGUUUCAAAUAUGGAUGCUACUCAAGCCUACCCAUUGCUUCUCAGGGUCUAGAAGAGGUCCUGAUCAGAUGUCGGGAGCUGAUGUACGCUGGUUGGAAAAUCAAGAGCAAGAAACAGGACGGCAUGAAGAGGAAAGAGAAGGUGGUUUUGGGCAAAAACAAACACUGGGAGUGCGACUUGCCCCGCCGGACCUCGGCCUUCGGGGGAGCAGGGGCUGCGGAGAGCAGACCCCCCAGCCUGGCUGCUGCGGGCCUGCCUCACCCGGGGAAGAUGCGCAGCCCCUCGGUCGGAACCGAGGACGUGGCCCAGAGGAGGGUGCCGCCUCCACACGCGGACCUGGCGCGGAGCCUGCGGACGGAAAGGAACGGUGACGGGAUCUGCAGCUCCUGGCUCGAAGUCUGUGUGGGCUGGUGUGGAAUCAAGGCUGUGCAGGAGGAUGUGCGAUGA